AUGCUUAAUCCUGAAGAAGUUAACUGGAGUGAAAUAUUAGUCGACGGUUCAAACGGCCACCCUUCCAGCAUAUUCCCUAGCAAUACAGUUAUAUCUGCCCGCUAUAAUUUUUUCACUAUCAUUCCAAGAAACCUUUUUGAGCAAUUUCAGCGAUUGCCCAAUAUUUGAUUCUUGUUUAUAUCAGUUCUUCAACUUAUACCUUGAGACCUCAAUCCAGUUGACCCAUGAACCACAAUAGCUCCGCUAGCCUUUUUAAUCUGCCUGUCCUUUAUAAAAGAAGCUAAAGAUGACUAUAAUAGACAUAAAGAAGACAUUAAAGUUAACUCAGUAGAAUACCUCCAUUGGAAUGGCGUCACUUUUGAAAAAAUCAAGUCAGGAGACCUCGAAGUCGGCAUGUUUGUGCUUGUAAAUGAUGGAGAAACAGUGCCUGCCGACAUGGUUUUAUUAGCCUGCAGUAAUGAGUCUUGUAAUAUUUAUAUUGAUACCACAAGUGUGUUGGGAAAUGGAAACCUCAUAGAAAGGCAAGCUUUAUCUGAGACACAAAAAUUUUUAAGUGGAGGAGCUGACUUAGGCGUAAAGCUUGAAAAAAUGUAUGGGUCGGUCAAAGUGGAAGAAGCCAAUAGAGAUGUCUUGAGCUUCCAAGAUUAAGAUUAAGAAUAUUUAGUAUCCGGCCAUAAGCACUCCUGCAGGCGCUGACCAUACGCCCCGUCUCGGCUUCAAAAAUGGCAUGACGCCAUUUUGGAUUUCCAGCCUGAACUACCUGUCCAGGAGAUUAGCUCUUCCUGGGCAGAGCCACUUCUUGCGAGCGUCCCGAUGGUCCCGAUGAGGAAAGACCAUGUGGUAGGCAAAACCUGUCUAGCCCAUCUGGCAGGGACAGGGAAAACCUUCGGGGGAGAAACAAAACACCCUGCUUCGGCAAGCUUUCCAUUGAGACAGUCUACUUGAGCCCUAAAGGCGCAUUUCGCCAUCUCUCUCACCGGUCCACUGCUCCAUCAGGAGGUGUUGCCUCGGAGUCCAAUUUCCGUCAACGUCAUCAUUUUAUUUCUUUGAGUUUCCAAGGGCUAAUGAUUUUGGCUGGGCAUCCCAAAGGAAUUGAAAUACAAAUUAAACAUUUGCUGAUGAGAGGCUCAGUACUUAAAAAUACAACAUGGGCACUAGGAUUUGUAGUAUACGCUGGAGAAAAUUGCAAAAUUCAGAUGAAUAUCAGAAAUCAAUUACGAAAAACCAGCAAGCUCGAAAAGCUGCUCAACAAAUGGGUGGUAUAUAUCUUGGCCUUUGAAAUUAUUCUAGUUAUCAUUUCUUUGUUCCUCUAUUACUAUGCCUCUGAAAGUGACUUUGGAAAUUACCACUUCCUUGAGGCUCUAGUCGUAUACCUGAUCCUUUAUAGCAAUAUUUUCCCAAUUUCGCUAUUUGUGGUGAUGGAUUUUAUUAGGCUUUUCCAAAGCAAGCUGAUUUCGUACCAAAUGUGUGGAAACGUUGAGUUUAAGUCUACCAAUGUCAAUGAAAACUUGGGGCAAGUGGAAUAUGUAAUCACUGAUAAGACUGGAACUUUGACUGAAAACCAGCUCAUGCUUAAAGCCUGCUUUGUAGGACUUGAAGAAUACGUUGAUGAUGAAUCUCCUUCAGAUACCCUUGAAAACCGUCUUUCAGCAGUUUCUGAUGAUGGAAGACAGAAAAACCUUACUGAAGUUCCAUUUUCUACCAAACAUACAUAUAGAGAAGGAUAUGACCAAGACCCAUCCCCUCAAUGUGACAACUCUUUUGAAAGGCUCCGAAAAUCCCUUGAAAAAGAAAACUCUGGCUCUCUUAAGACCAAUUUUAUCAGAUGCUUAGCAAUGUGCAAUUCCUUAACAAUUCAAUGGAAUAAAUAUUACGGCCCAUCAGCUGAUGAAAUUGCUUUAGCUGAAGGUGCAGCUCGCCUUGGCUAUAUUCUUCGCAACAAAAUGGCAGACCAAGUCGAAAUUGAAGGCCCAGAGAAUUCUUCUAUGUUUACUAUCAUUGAUUCCCGAGAAUUCGACCCUGAAACUCAGCAAUCUAAAAUAAUUGUAAAGAAAAAUGACGAAGAAGCUGCAUUUUUAUAUAUAAAAGGGUCACAUUUCUCGAUGCUUGAAUAUUUUGAAAAGGAAACUGACCUAAUAAAUACAAUAAACAACCAAAUAGACCAGUUAGGCAAGCAGGGGCUUAGGACAAUGGUGUUAGCCUAUAAACAACUUACGGCGCUUGAGCUGUCUGAUUUCCAAAAUAAAGUCCAAGCAGCUAAAAACUCACUGUUAAACCAAACAUUGAGGAUCGAGAACGCAUAUAAAGAUUUAGAAGCCAAUUUGGAGUAUUUAGGGAUUGCUGGAAUUGAAGAUAUCGUUUUAAGUGAUACAAAGUCUGCAAUAAGUGAUCUAAGAGAAGCAGGGAUCAAAAUAUGAAUGGCAAGCGGGGAUAAUGAAAACUCUUGCAUUUCCACAGCAAUCUCUUGUGAACUAAUUGAAAAUGAACCUAUUUUUAAGCUUCAAAAUUUGGGCGCCUCCCAUCAAGUAUAUAAAGCACUACAAAAAGGCUUAGAAAAUUACGUUUUUCAUUCAAAAAUUGGAGAAAUCGAAAGGGUAGACAGCAUCGGCGACCUUGAAGUCAACGACCCCAAUGGCAGAGAUCUAGACGACAGCCUUAAGGAAAGUGAGCAUUUAGAUGCUUCAGAAUCCCUACAUGAAGAUAGAUCACAAACAAGAAAAGGAACUCAGCCAAACAAGCCAAUUGUGUUUAGGAAAUUCUCAAGAAUUGGGAUAUCCUUUGAAGACAUCAAUCUGGGAGAAUUCAAUCCAAGCCAAGUAGAUUUUGUUAUGUCUUGUGAUAGAGUUUCCUUUCGAGCUGCUGUACAAGAUAACAAAACAAGGAAACUCUUUGUGGCGUUGCUAUUCUCUGCUAAAUUUGUGUGCUUUUCUGGAAUGAUGCCGAAAGAUAAAUCUGAUGUGGUAAAAUUGCUGAAGACCAGCUUUGGAUUUAAACCGUUAGUACUAGCUAUUGGAGAUGGAAGCAGCGAUAUCUCGAUGCUCCAAGAAGCAGAUAUAGGUGUGGGGAUUACUGGAAAAGAAGAAAGUGAGGCUAAAAAUUAUGCAGAGCUCUCGAUAUCACAUUUUGCUUAUCUUAAAAAUGUGUUGCUUGUUUAUGGUCAUUGGAGCUAUAGUAAAAUGAGCAAAGUUGUGCUUCUAUUUUUAUAUAGGGAAUUCUUUAGAAUCGCCCGAUAAGGCAGGUGAUUGGAGAGGGAAACUCUUUAGUUGGUUUGGCUAACCUGAGCUGGUUCAACUGACUGGAGAGUUUCCUUGCCUUAUCGGACGAUUCUAGGGAAUUCUCUAUAUGCUCGUUGAGUUAAUUUUAUAUUUAUUGUAUGUGAUUUCUGAUAGUGUGAGAAAUAAUAUUCCUAAUUUUAAUGAAUAAUAAAUAUAAACCUUAUCCUAUUUUCUAAUAUAAAUUUGAUAAAGUCUAACCAGUAUGAAUUUUUUAUUUAUUUUAAUUAGGUAUAUUAAUACACUAAAUCAAAGGAAAAAGAAUAUAAAAAUUUUGUAAUGACUAUGAUUAUUUUUGGCUUUUUCCUUGCUUCUGACUAUUCAGGAUUUUCUAUCUUUAAUGGCGGACUUAUAGUAGGCUUCAAUAUUUUCUAUACUAUUUUCCCUAUUAUCGCUCUAGGGAUAUUUAACCAGCGAGCUUCAAAAGAACAAAUUUUAUAUAAUCCUAGAAUAUACACAAAAGGGAUCACCAAUGAAUUUCUUAAUUUGAAGCAGUUGGCCAUUUAUAUUGCACUAGGUCUCAUACAUACUGCUGCUAUUUUAUUGCUAAUAGUCAGUGUUAACCUUUAUAUAGUCAGUGAUUCAGGGAGGAGUUCAGAUUUAUCUUUGCUUGAAUUCAGCUUAUUUCCAUGCAUGGUCCUAACAAUAUUAUGCCAAGUAUGAAAAGAGACCAAUGUCUUUAACUGAAUCACAUACUCCAAGGUUCCGGGACAGCAUUAAAGCCGGAGGAGAGCUUUUUCUGGUGGAAAUGCUUACAUAACCAGGGUGGUUCGCGCUAGUAGCUUGACGAGUCUUCAAUGAAAGCUCAUCUCGGUGAGAAGAGAGCCCUAAUCUAUUAUUUCAUGUUAUGUAAUGUCUUUAACUGAAUCACUAUAACUCAAUUUAUUUUAUCAGUUGGAUUCAUGAUAGGCUAUCUCGGCAUUACUAAUGCCCACAAUUUUACUAGCAAAGAACUCAGAGGUGCUGGAGACGAGCUGAACGACUCCUCAGCAAAUAUUGUAGGAAUUAUCAUUAUUCCUUUAAUUUGCUAUAUAAUUUCGUCUGCUUAUGACUAUUUUUGUAAUUUCCUUUGGCAUGGGAAUUUCGAAGCCAGCAAAGUUAUGCCUGAAUUAUGUGGGAAAUUUAAUAGGUUAGCAAGCUAUGCAAACAAUCUUGAAAGAGUUUAUAAAGACUCUUCUGUAUGGAAAAGCGAAUUUGAGGUUGAUGGAUUUCAAAUGAAAAAAUACUCUAUGCACUUUAAUGCUCCAAAUAUUGAAAGAAAAUAUAGAGAAAGAUAUACAAAUGAGCAUUUGGUGUUUUUCAGAAGAAUUUUACUUUAUAUAGCAGCUUUAUUGGCAGCAUUUACGAUUGUUGCUGGAGCUACUGAAAAGAAAGGCUCAGCCACUGGAGGUGCUAUAAUAACUUUUGCUCAAUUGCUAGUUUUUGGGUUUUCAAAUACAAAAAUUUUUAAGCAGAACUAUAUAUUUUUCAGCAUUUUCUGAAUUUUUUGUGCGAUUUUGAUAAAAUUCAUAAUGGAAAUGGCUUUUAGAAUUGAAUCGGCACUGAUAACGUGUAUGCUUACUGAGCUGUCAUUUUUUGUAUUUGACGUCAACUGGCUUGCUAUGAGCAUAUUAAAUCUUUUAAAUGUCUGCUUAUAUAUCUUAUUAUCUUAUUAGAUAGACGGGCUCGUGCCCUUAAUUUUAACGCAAUCACCGAGGAUCCCCUAGGGGAUUCACCCGCUUUGCGACCUUCCUUCCGUCCGGUCUCCUCCUUGCUUCUUGUAAAAAGCUCCAGUGUUGAGUGGGCAGGCUGCGGGUUUGUGCGGCCUCCUGAGGAGGUUGCAUUCCGAAAUCCCAAAAAAUGGAAUUUCUGGUAGUCUGUCGGCAAAAGGGGUUAAAUCCAGAUCCUGAGACCAGUUUCACGCUAGGCAGUUAGCCGAUUGGUCUAGGUGUUACCUGUAGACGCUGCUGGGCUUGCCCUUUCCAAAUCUUUUCCUCGAGGUAAAAACUAGUCUCGAACUCUGACUUGGGCUAGGCUCUGCUUCCUGCUGAAUUGGCUACCAUAGCAUUGCUGUCCAUUUCAAGGCUAGAAAAACCUUGCCGGAUAUAAUUAAAAUAUGUGCCGAGGAUCUAUGGCCGUGAGGACAUACCUAGACGAAGACGCCAUAUUUUAAUUAUAUAGAGGUUUCCUCUAUAUAGCGCUAAAAGCGCAGACAUUUUCCCAGGAGCUUUCCAAGUUCGUCGGACCAAAUCGCUUUUUGGUCCGACCAAGGCAUUGAUUUGGUGCAACCUACCGAUAAAUUCCGAUCAGAAUUUAUCGGCCUUACAGCGCCAAACAUAGGAAACUUCUAUAUGUCUGCUUAUAUAUCAUUUCUUGUGGAGUAUCUACUUACGGCUCAGGCCAUUCAUCAGAGCAUGUAGCCCUCGACAUUUUAACCUACUGCACCUUAGUCGCUGCUGUAACGGUCACAUCUUCAAUUUCUUCCCGUGAAAUUGAAAAAUCCAAACGUAUGGAGCACAAGCUUCUCCACGACAUAGAAGCCGAAUUCCAAAGCAACAACUCAAUUCUCAGCCAACUUCUCCCUGCAUUUGUGCGAAACCGUGUAAAAGAAGGCACAAGAUAUAUUGCAGAAGACCAAGGAGAAGUCACAAUAGUAUUCUGCGAUAUAUGUGAUUUUGAUAAAAUUUGUAAAGAAUAUAACCCUGACGAGCUGACAUCUUUUCUUGAUACAUUUUUCCAGACAUUAGAUCAGAUGUGUGAAACCAGUGGGAUAACAAAGAUUGAAACUGUAGGAAAAACGUAUAUGGCUUGUGCAGGAUUGAAAGAUUUUGAGUUUGACUUGAGCGAUGAUCUGAGGAAGAUACCUCAUGCCAGAAGAGGGAUUGAGAUGAGUUUGGCUAUUUUAGAUUUGGUACAGAAUAUUGAAUUAAAGUUUGGAGGGAAACUGCAAGUAAAAAUUGGAAUAAAUAGCGGAAAAGUUACAGCAGGAGUUGUAGGACACCAUAAACCACAGUUUUCAUUAGUUGGGGACACUGUAAACACAGCUUCUCGUAUGUGCUCUACUAUUGACUUGCCGAAUCAAAUACAGAUAACUACUGAAACUUUUAAUAUGAUUGGAGAUGCAAAAGGGUUAAGUUUUUUAAAAAAUGAAGUUGAAGCCAAAGGCAAAGGCAAAAUGAAGACUUUUUAUGUUUAUGUAGACAAAAAUAGCGAUGAAAAUCCUGAUAAUAACAUUAUUGAGUCACAAAAAAAUUCCAAAAAGCCAUCACUUAUGGUUCCUUCUCUGGGGGGAUUGACAACUGGUUCAAGAGCGUCAUAUGCAAGCAAUGCAUCCAAUGAAGGAGAAAACUCGUCUAAAAGGACUCAGGAAACUUUUAGAGAAAAGUUUGAUUUCAGCAUGAAAAAUACCAAAAAUACCAAAAGGAAGCCAGAAAAUAGAGUCAUUAAUUUUAACUUCAAAGAAACAGACGAAGAAAAAGAGCUGAGGCUCAGCAAAACCAAAGAAAACGCCAUUGUUUUAUUUUAUGGUCUUUACGUAGCCGUUUUUACUUAUUGCUUGCUGCUUUUGUACUAUGGACUUAAAUGAUGGUAUGUCUCUGGCUACAAUGAAGAUUCCAUACUGAUUGGAAGAAUCAUUGAUGUGGUAUUUCUUGUCGUUUGCCUAAUAGUUCACAGGAAGUUUUAUUUAUUCAGGUGCUAUCCAUUAUUGAUCGUAAUCUGCUUAGUUUGGCUGCUUAUUGUAGUUCUAUUUAACAUUGGUUAUAACACUGAUGCACAAGCUGAUAUGUCAGCAUUAGAAGUCAUGUACCUGAUUCUUAUCCUAUCUCAUAUAUCAGGCGGGAACUUUAUUGUCCACUGCAUAUCCCUUAUUGUGGUCUUUUUCACAUGGCUUGCUCUUGCAGUAACCAAAGGAGGUGCAUCAGAAUACGUACUGAAUAUUGUCAUUGUAGCCAGUUCUGCAUUUAUUAACGUAAUUGCAGGGUAUACAAGAGAGCAAAAAGUCAGGAUAAAUUUCAAUCUUACCAAAGCUGCGAACAUAGAAAACCAGAAAACUGAACAAUUGCUCUCAUUUAUGAUGCCGAGGUUUGUCCUUGAAAAAUAUAAGCAAUUUCGUGCUACAACUGAUAGACUUUUCCAGCCCGUGCGAUCUGGCCUUCAGUUGGCCGCCACUUGCUUAGGAUGGUCCAUCGGCCCGAUAAAAAGGGUGACAUCGGAAAGGCCCAGUGACGUCACCAAUUGGAGUCUACUGGGGUGAGCCCUUGUGGCUUAGUUAGUUAAAUCACCCUGCGGAACCAGAGAAGCACGUUAAACACUCUAAGUAAUUUUAAGUUUAAGUUUAAGAUAGACUUUUCCAAGUAACUUUACUAUUUGCUGAUAUUGUUGGGUUUACUGCUUGGAGCUCAGAUAAAACACCAAUUGAAGUUGUGGAGAUGCUCUCAAAUCUUUUUACGAGAUUUGACAAGAAAUGCAUAGAAUUUAAUGUUUAUAAGGUGCAUACAAUUGGUGAUUGCUAUGUGGUGAUGGGAAUCACAAAUGAUAUCCACAGAGAUGUCAGUGCAGAAUGCUUGAAUAUGCUGAAAAUGGCUCAAGCAAUGAUACAUAUAAUUAAUCAGGUCAAUGAAGAGCACAACUCAAGCCUUAACAUGAGAAUAGGUCUCCACACAGGUGAAGUCAUUGCAGGGAUUAUUGGGACCACUGUUGUUAGGUAUGAUAUUUAUGGACCUGAUGUAUUAUUAGCAAAUAAAAUGGAAAGUGGAGGAGAAGCUGGAAAAAUCAAUGUUAGUGAGGUUACAAGAGAAAUUUUGGAAUCGAGGAUCCCGGAUAAGCUGCAAUAUAACUUCAAUAAAGAAAUUGUAGCAAAAAGCAUUGACAGAGCUUUGAAGUGCUAUUUUGUGACAACUCCUAGUGAUUUGUUUGCACUGUAA
Blepharisma stoltei is the source of this 8176-nucleotide messenger RNA. The record is from the annotation of a GenBank genome assembly. Lineage: Eukaryota; Ciliophora; Heterotrichea; Heterotrichida; Blepharismidae.